This is a messenger RNA of Myzus persicae (green peach aphid), 1904 nucleotides long. Its product is annotated as solute carrier family 35 member F6-like. Gene Ontology annotation, molecular function: pyrimidine nucleotide-sugar transmembrane transporter activity. The transcript has 9 exons. Gene Ontology annotation, cellular component: Golgi membrane; intracellular membrane-bounded organelle. NCBI's taxonomy places the organism in Eukaryota, Metazoa, Arthropoda, Insecta, Hemiptera, Aphididae. Gene Ontology annotation, biological process: pyrimidine nucleotide-sugar transmembrane transport. Bases 427 to 1527 code for a protein of 366 amino acids. The record is from RefSeq and is a predicted model, not a curated record.
UUACUUUUAAGUUUUUUAAUCCUCUCCCGCUUGGUUUGCGUGAUCAGCGAUUACUGAUUUCGUUAUUGGCUAUUGCCCACUAUCGUUGAUUCGCUUACCAACGACGACAAAGACGACCGAUUUAUAAAACCUAUUGUCUACUCUUGACAAUAAUAACUAUUAAAUAAUAACAAACAAACGAUAAAAAACAGUUGACCCGCACCACCGCGCGGUACUGAAUGUACUGGCUACUGCUUCCUCUCUACAGUCAGCGCUCUGUAGUUGUUUUCGAGUAUUGACGAGUAAGUACAUUUACAGAUCGUCCUGCGACGGGCGAGCUUUCCUGCGGAUUUCCACACACACACACACGCACCGUAAGCUCAAAUCAAUUCGUCUGUUGGACGAUCACUGUUUUAACGAGUGUAAUCCACAUCCACUGCUACAAUCAUGUACUCUUCGUAUCAACUGGUGUUGGCCAUUGGAAUGGUCAUCACAGGAUCCAUCAAUACGCUCAGCGUCAAAUGGGCUGAUAAUCUUAAAGCUAAAGGUUCAGAUGGCAAGGAGCAUACUUUUGACCAUCCAUUUUUUCAAUCAUUGACCAUGUUUUUUGGAGAAUUUUUGUGCUUGUUGUUCUUCAAAUUGGCUUAUAGAUACCACGUAAAAAGACAAUAUCCGAUUGAGGAUAGUCCAAUAGUUAAAGGCAAUCAACAAUUCAAUCCAUUUUUGUUCUUUAUCCCGGCAAUGUUUGAUUUGGUGGCCACUUCACUUAUGUACAUUGGUCUCACAAUGACUUUUGCCUCUAGUUUUCAAAUGUUAAGAGGUGCUGUAAUAAUCUUUACUGCUAUAUUUUCAAAAAUGUUUGUCCAUCGACAAGUAUCUGUUCGCCAUUGGUUGGGCAUAUUUACAAUAAUUAUUGGAUUGGCCACAGUUGGUAUAUCAGAUUUGUUGUCAACUGAUUCGAACUCAAAAUCUACUAAUGACAUCAUUCUUGGUGACUCAUUGAUCUUAUUUGCUCAGAUUAUAACAGCUGCUCAAAUGGUGUAUGAAGAAAAAUAUGUUGUUUCAAAUGAUAUUCCACCAUUACAAGCUGUUGGUUGGGAAGGUUUAUUUGGAUUCCUGAUGAUGAGUUUGCUCUUAGUACCAUUUUAUUAUAUCAAUGUCGGUUCUCCACUUGCUGGUAAUAACUCUCGUGGGGUCAUUGAAGAUUUUCCAGAUGCUAUUACUCAAAUAAUGAACAAUAAAUGGAUUCUAGUUGCAUUAGUCGGAAACAUAAUAAGCAUUGCUUAUUUCAACUUUUCUGGUAUAAGUGUUGCUAAGGAAAUAUCUGCAACUACUAGAAUGGUAUUGGAUUCCGUUCGAACAUUCUUCAUUUGGACUUUUUCAUUGGCAGUUGGCUGGCAAACAUUCAAUCCACUUCAGCCUGUUGGAUUCCUUCUGUUGCUUAUUGGCAUGUGCAUUUACAAUAACUUAUUAAAAGCUGUGCCCAGAAGAUUGAGAACUGUCGUACACUAUCCUACAGAUGAACCUAUUAUUGGAGGAGAACCGUAAGAAAAUGUGUACAUCUGUGAAUGUUCAAACAUGACUACUUUCAACAAGUUAUAUCAAAAUAAGGAGCUAAUAGAUGAACUGAAUAUUAAUGCACUUUUAGUUUGUUUUAAUAUUAUAAUAAUAUAAUAUAAAUAAUUUAAUUUAAUUAUUCAUACAAUACUCGUUACUUUGAAUAGAUUAUUACUAAACCGAAAUAUGAUAAAUAUUUGUCAGUGUAUUUUAUAUUCAAUGUUUUUUUUUUUCUAAUAAAUAUUGUUUAAACUAGAACUAAAAAAUUUAGGUGAAUUAGAACUGCUUUAGUUAAUACCAAUGUAGAUUUGAACCAUUAUAAUUUGUGAUUUAGCAUAACUGACAUAUGCUAAUAUAUUUAAUCACGG